Nelumbo nucifera (sacred lotus) is the source of this 1149-nucleotide messenger RNA. RefSeq names its product glycine-rich protein 2-like. Gene Ontology annotation, molecular function: zinc ion binding; nucleic acid binding. The record is from RefSeq and is a predicted model, not a curated record. NCBI's taxonomy places the organism in Eukaryota, Viridiplantae, Streptophyta, Magnoliopsida, Proteales, Nelumbonaceae.
GGAAUCGUGGAAGGGAGCGAGAGGGAGAGGGGGAGCGGAAGAAUGGGGAGGGAGAGAAGGGGGGAGUGAGUGGGGAAGUUUCACUCUCUGGUCUCUACCCGGUUUUUUCUUGCUUUCGUUAGUGUUCUUGGGGUUAGGGUUUCGCAUCUGGUCUGUUUCUACUUUCUAGAGUAUUAGGGUUUUGGGUUUUUGUUCAAGUUUCCGCCCAUACGUCAAUAGAUUGAUCGAUCCAUGGCUCAGGGGAGUGCGAGAACGACUGGAGUUGUGAAAUGGUUCAGCGGGACCAAGGGCUUUGGAUUCAUUACCCCGGACGAUGGUGGCGAAGAUCUCUUCGUCCACCAGUCAUCUAUUAAGUCUGAGGGUUAUAGGAGCCUUGCUGAGGGAGAAAAGGUUGAAUUCGUGAUUGAUACCGCCGAAGAUGGGAGGACAAAAGCUGUGGAUGUGACUGGCCCCGAUGGAUCUUACGUUCAAGGAAGCAGGAGAGAUGGUUACGGUGGUGGUGGUAGAGGUGGACGCGGUGGUGGGUACGGCUUUGGAAGUGGUUACGGCGGUGGUUAUGGUGGUGGAGGGUAUGGUUUUAACGGUGGUGGUGGCAGAGGCGGAAGAGGUGGUAGUGGAAGGAAUGGUGGUGGUGGUGGUGGUGCAGCUUGUUACAACUGUGGUGAGACUGGGCACUUUUCGAGGGAGUGUUAUCAGGCAAGUGGAGGCGGCAAUGGUGGAAGAAGGUAUGGUGGAGGCGGAUUUGGUGGUGGGAACUGCUACAAUUGUGGGGAGGAAGGCCAUUUCGCCAGAGAUUGCCCUAGUGGUUCGAGAAACUGACUGAACGAAGUAGUGAAUAUGCUCUGCCUUUUUUGUGGCUUUUCGUUCCUUAUCUUCUGCAUAUUGGUGGUGCUUUUUUAGUUUUUAGUUUUUUUUUGGGUCUUUCAAAGGCUUCUCUCAGGUUUCGUCUAAAGCGAUGAUACUACAGUAAUUUGAUGGGGUUUCCUGGUAUCUUUUCACUCUUUUUUUUCUUGUACUUUGAAACCUUUUGAUGAGAGCUGAUGACUAGGGUUGGUAUUGUUGGGCUCUCUCCAUCCAUUGGUGGCAUAUAUAUCAUGUAGCGUUUGCUUGGAUUAAUGGAAUAGGUUUAUUUUCUUGGUAUUAAUUUGA